UUCAACGGCGAGCGGAGAAUCAUAAAGCGCAAAUCCAUCCUAUGUACCUACCAAUCGUCGUCUCCAAUACUCUUGGCUUAUAACCCCUCACUUUGUGUUUUAUACCCCUCCCAGCAUCUUGAGAUAUCAAGACACGGGCCACCAAUUAAUAUUGAAAAGUAUAGAGUGUCUUAAUUGACCCUAGGAUAAGAAUAAACCAACGUAUUCCGCCAAAAUGUCGAAGCAGUCGGAGACCAACCAGCUCUCCCCGGAUCUUCCCAGUACUACUACGUACUUGACCGGCCAUAAUGAGGAAGGAAAAGCAAAAGUGCACUCGGCGCGGCCGGCAGCAUGGAAGCCGUUUGAGGGUGGUGUCAUGGGUUUCAACCAGAUCUACACCAACACAUUCCCAGCCGACCUGAACAACGACGCCGACGUGAAAUACCACGAAGAGAUAAUCUCAAGCGGGAAGCUAGGUCUGGCGACCAAGAACGGAGUAGUGUGCCGGAUGGUAGAUUUCGGGCCGCACUACGAGUGUAUGAUGCACCGGACGCAAUCCCUCGACUUCGGAAUCGUCGUCGAGGGCGAGAUCGAGAUGAAGCUGGACGACGGGUCGAAGACGCUGAUGAAGCGGGGCGACGUGGCCGUCCAACGCGCGACGAUGCACUCCUGGCGGAACACGAGCCCGACGAACUGGGCUCGGAUGAUCUUUGUCCUGCAGGACAUGAAACCUCUGUUUGUCAACGGGAAGAAGUUUGGCGAGGACUUAGGGGGUGAGGUUGAGGGGUUGCCGCCGAGUGGGAAUGACGAAGAGUGAUCUAGAUCUUAGUAGUAUUCUAAGCUAAACAAACUGAAAGUGAGCUGUCACAUCCAUUUCAAUAUUGGGAGUUGUUGCCCUGUAUUGAAGCUAUCCCAUGGCUGCAUCAUGUGAUAUUGAUGUUUCAAUACUAUUCUUCUUUGAUACGCUUGGAUUUCAUUUCGUACUAAAUCUUAAUGUUUGUUAUGCGACAUUAAUGAGGUAAAAAGUACCUAUCUAAUUCAAUGUCCUUAUAGCAAUUGUAGUCAAAAUUGAAGAUAGAGGUUUACGAGAUUCAUGUUGG
Messenger RNA from Annulohypoxylon truncatum, 1079 nucleotides. RefSeq lists its product as uncharacterized. Lineage: Eukaryota; Fungi; Ascomycota; Sordariomycetes; Xylariales; Hypoxylaceae. The record is from RefSeq and is a predicted model, not a curated record. Bases 215 to 796 code for a protein of 193 amino acids. The transcript is spliced from 2 exons.